AAUAAGGACUCCUGCCUUUUGCUCUUCCACGCCAAUAAUUCGGUCAAAGGGAAGAGAAAGAAACCCAAGAACUGCUGCCGCGUAAUGGAGCCCUCGGCGGCGGGCAGCGGGGCUGCUGGCGGCGCAUCGAGGCCACCGAGCUUCGCCUCGCAGACCAAUGCCCUCCUGCGCAAAAAUCUCAUCUUCCAGAAACGUAACAGGAAGGCAACCAUUCGGCUAAUAAUAGUUCCGAUAUACCUCUGUCUAUUGCUCAGUAUCCUUCAACGAGUCAUCAACAAUUUGUUGGAUAAACCAAAAUACAAGUGUGGCUGCAAGUGUGUUAAUGUGAAUGGUUCAGUUCCAUGCCAAAAUGUGUGCGGAAUUCAGUACUCUACACUGGAUCAGGCUGGCAGUUGCCCUAUACCAAAUCCUCCAGAAUGGCCUGUUCUCCUACAAGUGCCCCGCCCCGAGUAUCGUGCCAUCCAGGAUUCCUCUAAAUUGUUCACAGGCCUUCCGGAUGCAUCAUGCAGAAAAUCACAAUCCUGCCCGGCCAGUAUACCCUUCACGGGAACAAAUGAAAGUCUAUCUACCAGUGUCAUUCAGAACAUGUUCAUAGACUCGCCACUUACAAAUCUUUCUGAUUUUACAAGCAUAUCUACUCUUCUCCUUGGGACAGAUGUACCAGGUACUUCUACGGGCUUCAUUGAUCCUGCUUUUAUCUCGGGUGCACCCAUUUAUGUACUUCAAUCUCAAUGCAAGCCCAUGGAUUCAGUUACGGUCCACACUACCAUUAAUGCUGUUAAUGUUCAGAAAGAGAUAAAAUGUGUUCAAGGUCUACCCUUGUGGCGGAAUAGUUCAAUAACAAUCAAUGAGGAGACAUUUAAGGGUUACCGGAAAGGGAAAACUGGGGAAGGGAUAAGUGAAGUUGCAAUGGCCUAUGAUUUCCAGGACUCAAACGAGAAGCGUUUCAAUGUGCUUGCAAUUUAUAACUCGACUUACCAGAAUAUCUCUUAUAUUCCAAUGCCAUUCGGACUUCUGCGUGUUUCACGAUCACUGAAUGCGGUCUCAAAUGCCUAUCUCCAAUUUCUACAAGGUCAAGGUUCAGGCAUAAAAAUGUUGCUCGAGUUCUCAAAAGAAAUGCCUAAGCAAGCAACUCGUCUGACGAUUGAUUUUUCUUCUCUUGCUGGUCCUCUCUUUUUUGAAUGGGUUGUCGCAUUGCUUUUCCCGGUUAUGCUGACAUACCUUGUAUAUGAGAAGCAACAAAAGCUCCGAACAAUGAUGAAAAUGCACGGGCUUGGGAACGGCCCUUACUGGAUUAUCUACUACGCCUACUUCCUUACUUUGUCUACAGUGUAUCUUUUGUUAUUUGUCAUUUUUGGAUCCGUCAUAGGUCUAAGUUUUUUCAAGGAGAACGACUACAGUAUCCAGUUUGUUUUCCUCUUCAGUUUCAUUAACCUGCAGAUUGUAUUAUCCUUCCUAGCUGCAGCAUUCUUUUCAAAAGUUAAUACUGCUCAAGCAAUUGCAUACUUGUACAUAUUUGGAUCAGGGUUAAUGGCAGGAUCUCUUAUUCGCAAUUUUAUUGAAGGUGGAAAAUUUCCAUCACAUUGGAUUACAGUUCUGGAGAUAAUACCUGCAUUUUCUUUAUACCGAGGAUUAUAUGAGCUUAGCCAAUAUGCCAUCAGGGCUUCGGAAACAGGAAAUCCUGGCAUGCGAUGGAGUGAUCUAAGUGAUGAUUCAAAUGGAAUGAGGAAUGUGCUGAUCAUUAUUAUUGUCGAGUGGUUGGUUUUGCUUCCUGUUGCAUAUUAUUUUGACCAUGCUGCUGCAGUUGGACACAGACCAAGUCCCAUUUCUAUAGUCAAACGUCUUCUAAGGAAGAAUCCCACUUGGAGAAAGAUAGCUGUUAACGAAGUAGCCGAUAGGCCUGCUAAUGAUGUUCAUGUAGAAAUGGAGAAGCUAGACAUUAUCGAAGAAAGGAAGACUGUUGAUCAAGUACUACAGCAACAGUACAGUGGCUAUGCUGUUAUAUGUGACGAUCUCAAGAAAGUAUAUCAUGGAAAGGAUGGCAACCCUGAUAAGCAUGCUGUUCGAGGUCUAUCACUUGCUUUACCAUACGGAGAGUGUUUGGGUAUUCUUGGUCCUAAUGGAGCUGGAAAGAGCUCUUUUAUUAGCAUGAUGAUUGGAUUCACAAAGCCAACAUCAGGGAAUGCAUUUGUACAGGAUUUCAGCAUACAUACUGACAUGGAUAACAUCUACAACAGCAUGGGGGUUUGCCCACAGAAUGAUAUGCUUUGGGAGAUGCUGACUGGCAGAGAACAUCUCCAGUUUUAUGGUCGCCUGAAGAGUCUCAAUGGCUCUACUUUGGACCUUGCUGUUGAAGAAUCUUUAAGAAGUGUAAAUUUACUUCUUGGUGGUGCUGCUGAUAAGCAAGUUAGGAAGUACAGCGGUGGCAUGAAAAGGCGUCUUAGUGUCGCAAUCUCACUGAUUGGACACGCUAAAGUAGUGUACAUGGAUGAGCCCAGUACUGGACUGGAUCCAGCCUCGAGGAAGAGUCUCUGGAGUGCAGUGAAGCAAGCAAAGCAAGAUAGAGCAAUCAUACUUACGACCCAUUCCAUGGAAGAAGCCGAAGCUCUCUGCGAUCGGCUGUGUAUUAUGGUAGAUGGAAGGCUCCAAUGCAUAGGAAGGCCUCAAGAGCUCAGAGCUAGAUAUGGAGGCUAUUAUGUCUUGACGAUGACGACAUCCUCAGAGUACGAACACGAGGUUGAGAAUUUGGUACUGAAGCUCUCACUGAAUGCAAGAAAGGUAUAUCAUUUGUCAGGAACACAGAAAUAUGAGCUGUCAAAGCAAGAAGUUAGGAUUGCAGAUGUCUUCAUGGCUGUGGAGAAUUUCAAGAAGAGAGUUGAAGUGCAAGCAUGGGGCCUCGCAGACACCACCAUGGAAGAUGUGUUUGUCAAAGUCGCCACAGGGGCGCAGUCGAGUGACCAACUCUCUUUUUUUUUUUUUUGCGAAGAAAACAUCCAAUCUAUUCAUCAACAAUCAAGGCGAUACAAAGAACACCAGAGGCAAUAAGAAUUACAUCUAGGUCCGAAGACCACCUAGCGACGACUACAGACACUAGAGCGAGCCGAAGGCGCGCCGCUGCCAUCACCCCUCCAUGAUCAGAGCCGGGCGAAUCUUGUUGUAGAAGACAGUCGGGAAGUCGUCGUGCUACGGCCACAGAGGACCAGCGCACCAGCACAGCAACCGCCGCCGAUGAAGAGAUGCAUAGAUCGGAAGCCUCUAAUUUUCUGACACACAAACGGAGACGAACGACGAUCAGAUCCAACCGGAUCCACCGCAGACACACACUGGCCAGAUCUGACGAGAUCCACCAGAGACAAACCUCCACACCCCCUCCAACAACGCUAGGGACGUCGUUGGAGCGGAGGCUGGGUGGGGGGAACCUUAUUCCAUCUUCAAAGAGCAGCCGCCGCCUGAUCUCUCCAAAGAAGACGCAAAACCUAGCAAAACACAAAAAAAACCGUGAGGAUGGAGCCCUCCCGCCGGCAGGGACCGGGAACCACCACGCGACCAUGGCUCUGAGGCCACGGAGGCGGGCGGCCCGGAGGCGCCGCCGGCAGGAGGCGGAGAUCCCGAUCGCCUUUUAGAUCGCUUUCCUGGCGGCUGGUGCGAAGCGGUACCUAAGAAAACAUAUUUGCUUUUUUCCAACCUUGGCGAUGAAAGGAACAUUAGAGCUAGGAGUGACCAACUCUCUUAGCCUGGCGCAAGAUCCUACUUGUGAUGUUUCCCUGUCCACUAGGUAGAAAUUCUUUUUGUGAAGCCAAUGAUUUGCUCGGCUUGUAUUUACUUGCCCCCCUUUUAGGUAGUUGUAUGUGUAUGAUUAUUAUUAUGUUCAACAUGUAUAUGCUUAUCUGUACAAUCAGAAAAUGGACCUAACACCAGCUUUUAUUCUUUAUUUAAUACUAGUACAUAUUUUCUUUUCC
This is a messenger RNA of Lolium perenne, 3959 nucleotides long. Its product is annotated as ABC transporter A family member 8. Gene Ontology annotation, molecular function: ABC-type transporter activity; lipid carrier activity; ATP binding. Gene Ontology annotation, biological process: lipid transport; transmembrane transport. NCBI's taxonomy places the organism in Eukaryota, Viridiplantae, Streptophyta, Magnoliopsida, Poales, Poaceae. Gene Ontology annotation, cellular component: membrane; intracellular membrane-bounded organelle. The record is from RefSeq and is a predicted model, not a curated record.